AUGGAUUUAACCAUUAUCAAAAGUUCAAGUGAAAGUUCUAAAACAAUGUUUUUAGACGAAAGUGUCGAUUUAACUAUUAGCAAGGACAUUUCUUUUGAUGAAAGUGUCGACCUAACUAUUA
Dentiscutata erythropus is the source of this 121-nucleotide messenger RNA. NCBI's taxonomy places the organism in Eukaryota, Fungi, Glomeromycota, Glomeromycetes, Diversisporales, Gigasporaceae. The record is from the annotation of a GenBank genome assembly.